AUGCCCCCCGACGGCCGCGAUGCUGCUGCUGCCAGCACCACUCAGUCCAGCUCAUCUCCCGCACGUCAUUUCUUCUCCGUGCCUGCGCCGAUAAAGCGUGUUUUCGACAAGUUCCCUCUCACGACCUAUCCUCCAAAUGACAUUCCACAACGUCUCCCUGCGGUUCCAGGCGAGAAUAGAUUGUUCGUCUUCACAGAUGCAGCGGGUGCGAAGCAUGGGAGACCAUCGUUCAACCCCCAAUGCCUCAAGUGGCAGGCGUACUUGAAAUUCGUCGGGAUAGACUUCCAGACCGUCCCUUCAAACAAUCAUGCUUCCCCGACAGGCGCUCUUCCAUUUCUCCUCCCCGCUCUCCCACUGGACAGCCUCACGCCGAUUCCGUCCGGCAAACUACAAAAAUGGGCAAUUGAGCAGGUUCAUUGUGAAGAGGAACAGCAAUUAAACAUGCGCUUUGAUGCGUAUGCGUCUCUUCUGAAUAAUCGGAUACGAAAUGCCUGGUUGUAUGCGCUCUACCUAGACAGCGAUAAUUUCAACGCCGUGGUCCGAAGGCUCUAUGUGGAUCCAUCGACGUCGAAUUCGCUCGUCCGGGCCACUUUGGCGUCCCAACUCCAGCAGGCCGCGCGCGACGUGCUCCUUAAGUCAGCCAGCUAUAUCGAUGUCUCAGACCUGGAGGCCGAAGCGGAUAAAGCAUUUGAGGCUCUUUCGAUUCUAUUAGGUGACAACGAGCACUUUUUCAACCGACCCAAUCCGGGACUUCUAGAUGCUAGCGUGUUUUCUUAUACGCAUUUGAUCCUGGAUGACGGAAUGGGGUGGAAACAAAACAGAUUGGGGCAGUUAUUGAAGAAGUAUGAUAAUCUUGUACAACACAGAGAGAGAUUGGUCAAGUUCUUUUAA
Molecule: messenger RNA, 891 nt
Organism: Monascus purpureus
Lineage: Eukaryota; Fungi; Ascomycota; Eurotiomycetes; Eurotiales; Aspergillaceae
Source: the annotation of a GenBank genome assembly